Molecule: messenger RNA, 2640 nt
Organism: Alternaria postmessia
Lineage: Eukaryota; Fungi; Ascomycota; Dothideomycetes; Pleosporales; Pleosporaceae
Exons: 5
Coding region: 1-2640 (879 amino acids)
Biological process (GO): protein import into nucleus
Cellular component (GO): cytoplasm; nucleus
Molecular function (GO): nuclear import signal receptor activity; small GTPase binding
Source: RefSeq, a predicted model, not a curated record
AUGGACAUCAACCAGGUGUUGGAGGGGACCUAUGCUGCCGACGCUAGCAUCCGUAACAGCGCCGAGCAGCAGCUCAUCCAGGCGGCCGACUCCAACUUUCCUCAAUACCUUACCGUCCUCGGUGGCGAACUCGCAAAUGAACAAGCCCAGCCCCAGAUCCGACAGGCCGCCGCCCUGGCCCUGAAGAACGCUUUCACCGCCCGCGAGUAUGCCCGGUUACGUCAGGUCCAAGAACGAUGGCUCAACCUCGACACCCAGAUCAAGCAGCAGGUCAAGGAGAUGGCCCUGCGUACUCUGGCCACACCAAACAAGAAUGUCGGCUCAGCUGCCGCUCAGUUCAUCGCCUCCGUCGCCGCUAUCGAGAUACCCCGCAAUCAAUGGCCGGAGCUGAUGACCACGCUCGUCGAGAGUGUCGGUCAGGGCACCGACGCCCAGAAGCAAUCUUCACUUACCACAAUUGGUUUUGUUUGUGACACAGACGACGUAGAGCUGAGGGACGCGCUAGCACAUCACUCCAACGCUAUCUUGACGGCGGUUGUCCAAGGUGCCCGCAAGGAGGAGACCAACAACGACGUCCGUGUAGCGGCCAUCAACGCGCUCAGCGACUCGAUCGAGUUUGUGCGUUCAAACUUCGACAAUGAAGGCGAGCGCAACUACAUCAUGCAGGUUAUCUGCGAGGCCACACAAGCGGAAGACAGCCGCAUUCAGCAGGGCUCGUACGGGUGUCUCAACCGCAUCAUGGGUCUCUACUACGACAAGAUGCGCUUCUACAUGGAGAAGGCGCUAUUUGGCCUUACCAUCCAAGGCAUGAAGAGCGACGAGGAGGAUGUUGCCAAGCUGGCUGUCGAGUUUUGGUGCACCGUCUGCGAGGAGGAAAUUGCUAUCGAGGACGACAACACACAGGCACAAGCCGAGGGCUCAACCGAGCUCAGGGAGUACUUCAACUUUGCACGAGUUGCCACACAAGAGGUUGUUCCAGUGUUACUAGAGCUACUUGCCAAGCAGGACGAGGAUGCCGACGACAACGAAUACAACACCUCCCGCGCGGCAUACCAAUGUCUACAGCUCUGGGCACAAUGUGUCGGUAGUGGUGUCAUGCCGCCAGUUCUCGCUUUCAUCGAGAAGUACAUCCGCUCCGAAGACUGGCACUACCGGGAUGCGUCCGUUUCCGCCUUCGGUGCCAUCAUGGAAGGUCCUGAGGAGUCGGUGCUUGACCCGAUUGUUAAGCAGGCUCUGCCUACUUUGAUCGGAAUGAUGGACGACCAGAACAUCCACGUCAAGGACUCCGCCGCCUACGCUUUGGGCCGUAUCUGCGAGGCUGUUCCUAGUGCGCUCGACGCACAGCAGCAUCUGCCUCCUCUGAUCGGAGCUCUGUUCAACGGUUUGGCCAGCAACCCCAAGAUGGCUGCAUCCUGCUGUUGGUCGUUGAUGAACUUGGCCGACAGGUUCGCAGGAGAGCCCGGAUGCCAAACUAACCCAUUGUCGCCCCAUUUCGCUCAGAGCGUGCAGAGCCUUUUGCAGGUUACCGAGCGAGCUGAUGCUGACAACACCCUCCGCACAGCAGCAUACGAAGUACUCAACUCCUUUGUCAACAACGCCGCCGGCGACAGUGUUCCUCUAGUCAACGAGCUUUCCAACGUCAUUCUAGAGCGCCUGGAGAAGUCUAUGGCACUCCAAUCUCAGGUUGUCAACGUUGAGGACAAGCUGACUCUCGAAGAGAUGCAGACCAGCUUGGCCAGUGUCAUCAUGGCCAUCAUCCAGCGAUUGGAGAGCGACAUUAGGCCCCAAUCCGACCGUAUUAUGCAGGCGCUGCUGAGCCUUCUAUCGUCUCUGCCUCCCAAGUCCAGUGUUCCAGACACUGUUUUUGCCGCCAUCGGUUCGAUCGCGACCGCGCUCGAGGAAGACUUCCAGAAGUACAUGGAGGCGUUUUCUCCAUUCCUGUACAACGCCUUGAACAACCAGGAAGAGCCUGCGCUCUGCUCCAUGGCCAUUGGACUGGUGUCCGACAUCACCCGAUCCCUAGGCGAGAACGUUCAGCCCUUCUGCGAUGCGUUCAUGAACUCCCUUCUUCACAACCUCCGCAGUCCUCAACUUGGCAACCAGCUUAAGCCGGCUAUUCUCCAAUGCUUCGGUGAUAUCGCGCAUGCUAUUCACGGUGCGUUCGAGACUUACCUAGCUGUCGUUGCUCAGGUGCUACAACAGGCUGGUCAAGUCACGUUGACCACCGAGGGCAACUACGAGAUGAUUGACUACAUCACCUCUCUCCGGGAGGGCAUUAUGGACGCAUGGGACGGAUGCAUUGUCGCCAUGAAGAGCAGCAACAAGACUCAACUGAUCGUUCCUUACCUUGACUCGAUUUUCGACCUUCUCCGCACGAUUCAACAGGACAGCAACCGCACCGAAGCUCUUCUCCGAUCUUCAUGCGGUGUUAUUGGUGAUCUUGCAGAUGCAUUCCCAGCUGGUGAUUUCAGGGAGUACUUCCGCCAUGAGUUCCUUACCGCAAUGGCGAGGGAGACACGUGCAAAUGCGGACUUCAGCGGCCGAACACGAGACACCGCUCGAUGGGCACGUGAACAGAUCAAGCGUCAAGUCGGUACGUCGCUCCGCAACAACCCCUACCUCCGUCCUGGUCCUCUUUAA